This is a messenger RNA of Punica granatum (pomegranate), 4272 nucleotides long. The record is from RefSeq and is a predicted model, not a curated record. Lineage: Eukaryota; Viridiplantae; Streptophyta; Magnoliopsida; Myrtales; Lythraceae.
UUGUACUAUAAGCCCAUCCAUGCCCAAUUACUCUCAUCGCCGACUCCGACCCCGACCCCGACCCCGACCAGCCGGCUGCCAUUCCCCGUGGCCGCCCGGCGCUCUGCUGCAGCUCCCUGAGCUGGCGGCCGCUACCCCACGGCUGCUCAGCUCACGGUCGUCUCGGUCCUGGCCCCUUGCCGCUGCCGACUGACACCCGGCACCUGAGCAGGGGCGUUUGUGUUCCCAUUCCGAGCGACCGGAUUCCUGCUGCUCCCUCUUCUAUACCCGAGCCCGUGCUGCGCCCGCACCUGCUCCCUCUCCGGCAGCCUGUGGGUCUCUCAGCUCCCUCCCCAACCGUUUGCUCCUUGUUGCUGCUGUAUCAUCAUUGGACAGCUUCAAAAGAUAUGCGAACUACCCUUUGGGAGUAUGAUGCUGAGGAGGAUACUAUUCACUGCCCAUGCGAGCAGAGCCCUCCAAUUGAUCGCCAGGCUCCCGUGUUACUCUCUUUGCACAAUUGGGUCUCACGGAGGAGUGAUCAUUGACUCCAAGAACUCAAGCAAUGGUGAUUCUGAGUCUGAGAGAGAGUCCGAGUGGGAAAAGUUACUCAAACCUUUCGACCUCGAAGUACUGCAGGAGUCGCCAGUUAAGCUUUCCCCGUAUCAGCUCUGUAAGCUGCUUCUGCUCCCAGUUGAUGUGACUGUCGCGCUGGAGCUGUUUGAAUGGGCCGGCACCCAAAAAGGUUACUGCCACACGUACGAUGUGUAUUAUGUUUUGAUCGAUAAGCUCGGUGCCUCGCAGGAGUUUAAGGUCAUUGAUAGCUUCUUGUUACGAAUGAAGGAGGAAGGGAUUGUUUUCAGAGAGUCCCUCUUCUUGAUGAUCAUGAAACAUUAUGGGCGAGCAAAUCUUCCUGGGCAAGCAACUAGGUUGCUCUUGGAUAUGAGGAGUGUUUAUGCUUGUGAGCCAACUUUUAAGUCUUACAAUGUUGUGCUGGAGAUUUUGGUCACAGGAAAUUGCCCGAGGGUUGCACCUAACGUAUUCUACGAGAUGCUCAAUUUAGGAGUUUCCCCUACUGUUUACUCUUUUGGGAUUGUGAUGAAGGCCUUCUGCAUGAUUAAUGAAGUUGAUUCCGCAUGCUCCCUCUUGAAGGAUAUGACAAAACACGGAUGUGUGCCCAAUUCGGUAAUCUACCAGACCCUAAUUCACGCACUUUACAAGAGCAAUAGAAUUGAUGAAGCUUUGAUAUUUUUUGAGGAGAUGUUUCUGAUGGGAUGCACCCCCGAUGUUCAGACAUUUAAUGAUGUGAUACACGGCCUCUCUAAGGUCGACCGAAUUCGUGAGGCAUUGAAGUUGUUUGAUCGAAUGCUCAGUCGUGGAUUUACCCCCGAUGAUACCACUUAUGGAGUCUUGAUUCACGGGUUAUGCAGAGUCGGCAGAGUUCAAGAGGCAAGAGAGCUAUGGGAUAAAGUUCCCAGCCCCAAUUUAGUUAUUUUCAACACCAUGUUAAAUGGGUAUGUGAUGAGCGGACUAUUUAAUGAAGCCAAUGCUCUGUAUCGGACCUUGUCAUACACUAGCUGCAAGCCCGAUGUAUUCACUUUUAACAUUAUGAUCAGUGGUCUUUGCAAGAAGGGCCAUUUAUCUUCAGCUCAUGAACUGUUUAGUGACAUGAUGAAGAAAGGCUGUGAGCCCAACAUGGUCACAUACACGAUUUUGAUUGAUGGCCUGUGCAAGGGAGGCCGAUUAGAUGAGGUCGAUGAUCUUCUUUGUAGGAUGAGAUCUAAGGGAAUUAGUCUGAAUACAGUGGGAUACAAUUGCCUGAUAUGUGCUUUUUGCAGAGAGCGGAAUAUUCAAGAAGCCCUGAAAUUGUACAGUGAGAUGUUGAGCAGAGGAUCAAAGCCUGAUAUUUACACAUUUAAUUCUCUAAUAUUUGGAUUAUGUAAGGAGGACGAGAUUGAAGAAGCAUUAAAAUUAUAUCGUGAUAUGUUACUAGAAGGUGUGACUGCUAAUACUGUAACCUAUAAUGUGCUGAUUCAGGCUUUUCUGAGGAGAGGAGAGAUCCAAGAAGCUCUUAAGCUUGUGAACCAAAUGUUAUUCAGAGGAUGCUCUCUUGAUGACAUAACUUACAACAGUCUAAUCAAGGCCCUCUGCAGAGCUGGGGCUGUUGACCGAGCAUUGGGAUUGUUUGAAGAAAUGAUGAGGAAAGGGCUUAAGCCCAAAAUUAUCCCUUGCAAUAUUCUUAUCAAUGGGCUAUGUCGAGUCGGGAGAGUAGGAGAUGCCCUGGAGUUCUUAAGGGAUAUAAUCCACCGUGGUCUGGUUCCUGAUAUAGUCACCUAUAACAGCCUUAUAAACGGACUAUGCAAGAAUGGCAGGGUCCAUGAGGCUUCAAAUCUCUUUGAAAGACUCAAGCUUGAAGGAAUUUGCCCAGAUGUGGUUACUUAUAACACUCUGAUUAGUUGCUAUUGCAAGGAGGAAAAAUUUGAGGAUGCCUGUUCUCUGUUCAAAACUGGAGUAGAGAAUGGAUUCGUGCCUAAUGAGUUAACUUGGCAUAUUUUGGUGGGCAAGUUCCAUAGAGAGAGUAAGAGGAGAAUCACAACAUUCCGUGAGCAAGUUCUUGUAGAAGCUUUGGUUAUUGAAAGCAGAUAGUCAGUUGAGCCAUUUGUCCACAGAUGUUGCAGUAGUUGACAGCAACGGUGGGUAGCUUUGUUCGAACAGUUUUCAAAGCAAUUGUCUAGGAAGCAUACGAGUCAGGUGCAUCUAUCUUGUCCAAGAAUUUCAGAUGGCAAAUGGAUGCAUUGAUCCAUUGAAGAGGAACUCGAAUAAGAGAGUACUGCUGAUGCCAUAAGUGUAUUGAUAAGCUACCUUGGAAUGCUUUUGGGGCUUCGCCAGUCUUUCUGGCAUUAUACUUUUGCUCUCUGUUCUUGGAUCAGUAAGAUUUAUCAAUGUCGUUAGGAUGAAUCUGAACUCAUCAUUGGAGUUGUAUCCGUCCUGGUUCUUCCGAAGUAUGGCAGUGGUGAGUCCAACAAGGAUACAAGAUAUGGGUUGGGUUCCAUAGUGACCUCUUGACAGGGCAAAAUUUUCACGUGUGGUUUUGACAGAUCUGCGUUCAUUCAGAGAAAAGCCCUGUGCUGAUGCUUAUGAUCAGGUUUUGAACUGAUAAGCAUGUACUGUUAGACCAUGUCAUCUUUCUUGCUCUUUUUACUUUUUGAAAAAGAGUAUACUGAUUGUUUUCACAAUAUCCCUCUCUCUUCAUGCUUUCAUCUCGCGAGAUGGUGGCUUGAAUUUCUUCUUCUCAUUGAACAUAUAGAUUCCCGGUCGCAGCUAGAUGCGAUUGGCAUCAACAAGGCUCAAUUCCUUUGAGGUGUGCCAUAUGAUUUUUGCCGAGAAGAUGCUGAUCAAGAUGGCAAGAUCAUUGUAAUUGCUGGUCUUGAUGGUGUGACUAUUUAAGGGAGCCCAUAAACCCUUGCUAGUUACAAUUGACCCCAUAUUUUUCUAGUUGAAUUCUUCUCUUAACUCUUACGCUCAAUCUAUCUAGGUUCCUUCUCAAUUUGAACAAAUGCAGUUCUGAAUCGUUUCUCAGGAGUAGCUUCAGUUCUGCGCUUUAUGUAAUGCCUCCAGCUGAUUUCCUCACUAAAUUAAAUUCCCGCUGCGAACUCUGUGGUAAACAAGCUAUUUUCACCCUGAGAAAGAGCAAUGAGAUGCAGAAAGAACUGAUCGGCAGGGCCGGUGUUCACUAAGUAGGUGGACAGGCGUAGACCACGAGAAGCUCCCUUUAAGAAUCUCAGCAGUCCCAGAUGGUCCAUUGUGGAUGAUAUUACAGAAUUAAGCUUCGGGACUGCUCAUCUUUAUUCUCGGAUUCCUCAGCUAUUGCAAUUUAUGUCUGAGGUGUUUCAGAUGCUUUGGUGUACUAUUAUUGCCGUAGGGAGGCCUUCUGUAAAUAGGCAAAUAUCACGGGUUAUGCCUUUAAAUCGGUGCCGGCAAGAAUAGGGAGGAUCAAGGUUGUGAGCAUAUUUUGUAGUUAGAGGUUUCUUCUCAAACUUAGGCCCUGCUGCUGGAAUGGAUCGUGUUCAGCUUAAGAGGACUUCUUUAGCAUAGCUUUGGGGAUUAGUGGGGAUGCAGCGAAGCCGAUCCUGUCCGCAAACAAAUUGAGUUCGACUCGACAAAAACUUGAACUUGACUUGAUGUUCUACAGCUCGAGCUUUUCGAGUUUCUAUACGGUAGAAUCAUAACCCUAGAGCAACAUAUAUAUCACAUAUAUAUAUGGGUUCUAUCUAUGAUAUGCAUUUAUUUUUUGAA